AAUGAAACCCUGUAAGACAGGCACUUUGUCUGUAACGAGCAGACCACGCGCAAGGGUCCCCACAGUGCCGUAUUAGCUCAGGGAGGAUUCAGUGAUACGAACCGCUGAUGAGGACCGGAGAGCGACAACUCGGCGUUAGGGAAUCAAAUGCGGACGUUUUUUGACGAUGGGCGGGAAACAAUCUCAUGGCUUCUCCAACAAGGAGCUAAGCGAGGUGAGCGUGAGCCAAGGAGGUCGGAGGAGCACCGCUAGCGACCAGACGAGUCUUUCAUCCGCCGCCGAGAGAAUCCGCAGGCACGCCACGGUGCACUUUGGCUACAGCACCCUGAGCCUGGCCAUGCGUGGGCUGGAUGACGCCCCGGCCGAGUUGUGGGAGCUGCGCGAGCUACAGAAGCUCAACCUAUCGAUGAACUGUCUCUGCUCGCUGCCGCCGGCCCUCGGCGCGCUGGACAACCUGGUGGUGCUCAACCUGUGGGGCAACAACCUGACCAGCCUGCCGCCCGAAAUCGGCUUACUGAAGAAGCUGCGCGUGCUCUUUGCCUGUCGCAACCGCCUGAGCGAGGUGCCCGAGGAGCUGGGAUCCUGCACCUGCCUGGAAGUGCUCAGCCUGGCCAACAACCAGAUUAGCGGUCUGCCCGGCAGUUUGGCAGCCAUGUGCAGCCUGACCAAGCUUAACCUGAGCCACAACCGCAUUGCCCACAUCCCUACUUGCGUCUACAGCAUGAAGGGCCUGGUCUUCCUCCACCUGGCCUGCAACCGACUGGAGACUAUCGCCGACCAGAUCCAGGACCUGGUCAACCUCAAGAUCCUCAUCGUGGAGGGGAACAGCAUCCACACCCUGCCCAAGACCCUGUGCUUCCUGGAGUCCUUAGAGCUCCUCAAUGUGGACUUUAACGAACUGCAGAACGUACCAAUGGAGAUGUACCUGCUGAUCGGGCUCAGGAGGCUCGCCUGCCAUCCUCUGGACAAGGGACUCCAUAUUAUCCAUAACCCCCUGCUCAAGCCCAUUCAGGAGGUACUGCAAGGAGGACUGAGCUCCCUGUAUAACUACCUCAAGCCUACGUGAGGCACCAUCAACGGGUGCGACACCGGCACCCGGAUAACGCCGCACACAUGGACGCCCGCUCCUCAAAACACAUACCCGCCCCAAUGCAGAUUCCACUAUCAGUAUUACAUCACAAGGCAUCUUGAGGCACACAAAUAGAUUCGAAGAGCCGUCGGCGGUUUGUAGCCGUUUAUUUACAACCGCCUCGCGCGCUAUGCGGAGCGCGCGUGUGAGCGUAAUCCGCAGUUAAGGGUUAAAAGGAGGCGGCAGAAAUUCACAGGUCCACAUUUGGAGGCUGAUCAGUGGCGAGCGGAUGGCGGCGAGGCGGGUAACGCGCACAUGGUUUGUUGCAUGCAGGUCAGCGAGAUCAGUCAGUGGAAAGAACAGUAAAGGAG
Messenger RNA from Hippocampus comes (tiger tail seahorse), 1440 nucleotides. Its product is annotated as leucine-rich repeat-containing protein 30. The coding region runs from base 167 to 1066 and encodes 299 amino acids. NCBI's taxonomy places the organism in Eukaryota, Metazoa, Chordata, Actinopteri, Syngnathiformes, Syngnathidae. Gene Ontology annotation, molecular function: protein binding. The record is from RefSeq and is a predicted model, not a curated record. Gene Ontology annotation, cellular component: cytoplasm. The transcript has a single exon.